Molecule: messenger RNA, 1263 nt
Organism: Serendipita indica DSM 11827
Lineage: Eukaryota; Fungi; Basidiomycota; Agaricomycetes; Sebacinales; Serendipitaceae
Source: the annotation of a GenBank genome assembly
AUGGCAACGGCUAUAAAUGAGCAAAAUGGACAUGAAAUGGCACAAACGGUGCCCUCGUCGCCGUCUCCGAGCGGCGUCCCACUCGGUGCAGUGCCAGGACAAGGCCUGAUGAGUGCAACUUUGGAUCCAACGCCCGCAACCGCAGCUGGCCACCCUGCGCCCGGCACACACGACCAACGCCGUUCUGAGCAUUCACAGCAGCCUCCAGUACCCAUAAUGUCUCCCCGACGUGGCCAGGGAUUAAACGGGCUCGACUUCACGCCCAUCGUCACCCAUUAUCUCUUCCUCGUCACCUCUAUCCUCGCUUUUAUCGGCUGGCUCACAGCGUUUAUUGGCCAGGCGGCAUUUGAAGCAAAGUUCAAAGAGCCCAAGGGACUUCCUCCCAGCGCCGGUACACUCUGGUUCGCCAUCUUCUUGCAUCUCGCCGUCAUCCUCGGCGUCCUCUACACCCUCGCAACCGAUAACAUUGCUCUCAACAGACUCCAGAUUUCCGUCUUUUCGGCCAUUUCAAUCGUAUAUGCCGUCCAAGGUGCCAAUGAUGGUCUUUACUCUCCGUUAGCAGCCGCACAGGCUAUGGGAGCGGGCUACUUGUUGCUCGCCUUCGUCUUUAUUCUGUGGACGCUCUACUUCUCUGCCGAAGAGGGCUCUAUUACCCUCGACCUCUUUAACAGCAUGGGCACGGGCGGAUUGACGGGACCCGGGCGUCGACGAACAAUUAUCGGUGGCCAAGGCGUCUCUCGAUCCGUAACCAACAUGAACAACGGCCAAAGCGCCGUGCCAUACGAAACUUAUGGAUCGCCGAACGCGCCGAGCCAGAAGCUAGGCGGCUACGGCGGAGGAGGGAUUGGCAGCGGCAUUGGUGGCGGACCUGGUGGAGCUCUUGGUCCUGCACAGAGUGUCAAAGACGAUACGAGGAGUCCACGCAGCAUGAACACGCAGCCUAUUGAUGCGCAGAGCAUGGCUAGCAUGGGUGCCCGCAGCAAUGCUGGUGGUGUGAUUGGGGGAGGUCCGCCAACGGGUAUGACAGAGGCCUCUGCACCGCUCAUGACUGGAUCGAGUGGUGAGCCGACAAGCGAGCAGCCAUAUUCAUAUCAUGCAAAGGCGCUAUACAAUUAUAAUGCAUCCCCUGAUGACCCGAACGAGCUCUCUUUCUCAAAGGGAGAGAUAUUGGACAUUGUCGACAACUCGGGCAAGUGGUGGCAAGCGAAAAAGGCCGACGGUACGACUGGAAUCGCGCCAUCAAACUAUCUCCAAAUCGUGUAA